This is a messenger RNA of Batrachochytrium dendrobatidis JAM81, 213 nucleotides long. RefSeq lists its product as uncharacterized. Lineage: Eukaryota; Fungi; Chytridiomycota; Chytridiomycetes; Rhizophydiales. The record is from RefSeq and is a predicted model, not a curated record. Bases 1 to 213 code for a protein of 70 amino acids. The transcript has 2 exons.
AUGGGGGUUGCAACAGACAAGUAUGCGUUUGAAAAGUCGGGAUUACUGCUUUUGCAUUUAAAGACUCGCAAGCAUCCUAACGGUAUUGAACAUAUUGAUCGUCAACCCAGACUCAACGCAGUGUACAAUUCGUUUGCAAGAAAGCUUCAAGAUGAAUGCAAAUAUCCUUUCCAGUUUAUUAGUGCUUUAGUCAGCCUAGUUGGAGGAAAGUGA